This is a messenger RNA of Cetraspora pellucida, 495 nucleotides long. The record is from the annotation of a GenBank genome assembly. NCBI's taxonomy places the organism in Eukaryota, Fungi, Glomeromycota, Glomeromycetes, Diversisporales, Gigasporaceae.
AUGCUCAAAAGAUCCGAAUUCGAUUACAUUAAUUUUGAUCCAAAUCCAUCGGAUACAUGUAUGGAAACGCGCCCAUUCAUACCAAGUAUUAUUCAAAAUUCCAUAAUUUCUAAUGAACAAUAUACUGAAGAAAGUGAUGAAGGACAUCUGUUUAAAGGGUGUAGUGAAGAUGACGAAGCAACUUUAUAUCUCUAUCAACAUGAUGAAGAUUUCUCUCUCUCGUGUCAAAGAUCCCCUCCUUCAAUGCUUUUGAUGCAAAGAUCCCCUCCUUCAACGCUUUUGGUGCAAAGAUCCCCCACUUCAAUGCUUUUGGUGCAAAGAUCCAAAAAGCGCUCUUGUAAUGAUCCCUCUAUAAUAUUAUCAUCAUGUUGUGAAUCUAACGAAUUUACUCGUGAAUCAUUUUGUGGAAAUCAAUUGGUCAAAGAAUUCAUUAAAAAAUUGGAUGAAAUUAAUUGUUGUGAUAAACAUGAGGCCGAAUUUGUAUCAAUUUGUUAA